This is a messenger RNA of Pecten maximus, 4319 nucleotides long. RefSeq names its product cilia- and flagella-associated protein 251-like. The transcript is spliced from 24 exons. NCBI's taxonomy places the organism in Eukaryota, Metazoa, Mollusca, Bivalvia, Pectinida, Pectinidae. Gene Ontology annotation, molecular function: protein binding. Gene Ontology annotation, cellular component: motile cilium. Bases 157 to 3735 code for a protein of 1192 amino acids. The record is from RefSeq and is a predicted model, not a curated record.
AACAGUGUUGCUAGGGACAAACAUGGUGGAAAAGUGUGUUGCUGAAAAUACUCGUAUGAACGUUUUGGACAUUUUGUGAGUACUGAUAAAGGGUUGAGCCCUGUGUAGCGAUAAUAUUGUGUCCUUAAAUAUCUGUGUUUAUUCGAGGAAACAAAUAUGGCUGACGAGGAAGGACAAAGUGCUCCUGUAGCGCAAGAAGAAGAACAAAAACAAGACGAAAUCGUUGCAGAACCUGUGAAGGAAGGGGAGGGAGAAACACAGGAACAAAAGGUAGAAGAAACUGAAACUAAAGCAGAAGAAACACCAAAAGAAGGAGAGCCAGAAAAGGCUGAAACUGAAGCAACGACUGAGCAAGUCGGUACAACUGAGGAAACCCCUCAAAAUGUAAAUGAAAAUGCUGGAGGUGUCACAGAAGAAGGAAAAAAAGAAGAACAACAAGAAGAAAGUAAUACAGAUGCACCAACAGAACAGACAGCCCCGGAGACUACAGAAGGUGCUGGGGAGGAGGGGCAGAUACAGAAAGAGACAUCUGAAAUAGAGCAGGAAAGCAAACCUGCACCUACAGAGAAAGAAGAGGAAACGGCACAGGAAACAGUAGCAGAAGAUGGAGAGGAGAAAAUGGUGCCAGUAUUUACAACAGAUACAUCAAUGGAUGGAGAACAACAAAAACCAAGCGAAGUAAGUGAACAAGCACCCACUGAGGCUCCAAAAGAGGCCUCUACCACUGAGGCUCCCAAAGAGGCCCCCAUCACUGAAGCUCCCGAAGAGGCCCCACCCACUGAAGCUUCCAAAGAACCCACACAGACAGAAAUAUCUCAACAGCAGAGUGAAACAGCUGGUCCAACAGAGGCUACUGUGCAGAGUCCACGUACAGUGACCCGUGAAAAAACAUUAUCUCCUCCACCACCUACUGAAACUAUGGGUACAAUGAGCACACAACAGGAGCCACCUCGUGAAAGCAACUUAAUUCCAGAUGCCCCUAAAAUUCCAGUUAUUGAAAGGGAACCCUCACAGAUUGAAGGCACCAUGUCAAAUACAGCUCUGAAUGUUGUGUGGUCAUUCGGGCUGAACAGGAAUAUCCCUGUGAAGAACCUCACUGAUAACAACAGGAAACUGAUCAUGUACGCCUGCGCUCACGUUGGUGUAUUGUACGACUAUGAGGCUAACCGACAACACAUUCUACAGGGCCAUGCGAACCCAUUGACAUGUACAUGCAUUAGUGAGGACAAACGUUGGCUAGCAACUGGAGACAAGGGCAAGGACAGUAUGGUCAUCAUCUGGGACACUUACACAGGAGUACCUGUACAAACAAUUUUUGAUGAUGACCAGGAAGGUGGUGUUGUUGCCAUGGCGAUGACCCCAGAUGCUCGUUACCUAGCAACACUUAGUUCUGCAAAGAAGCAGAUACUUGCUAUCUGGGACUGGACAGUGGAUGGAGAAAACCCUAUGUGUACAGCUGAACUGAAGCCAAACUAUGGUGUCCAAAACUUCAUCAAAUUCAACGAAGAGGACAUCCAUUAUCUGGUGACGAACAGCGACUCACAAGUCGUGUUCUUCCACUGGAGUGACAAGCACAUGGAAUAUUUCGCUCCACCACUGACAGAUCAAGAUUUUAACAAACCUGUUGGCCGUUACAGUCAGUCCAUCUUCCAACGGAACAGUUCCAGAGUUUACUCCGGAACGUCCAUUGGAAAUCUUGUUGUCUGGGACAACAACAAACCGGUCACAAAAUUAAAAAGUAUGGAACUUUCCGCCAACAAAAAGGCCCUCAAAAUUAUACGACUACAGGACAGAGGAAUCAACGUCCUUCAAACAACAGAGAAGUACAUCGUGGUAGGAGACAUGGCUGGCCAUGUAAAAUUCUUCGAUGAAAGUCUGAAGCUGGUACAUUGGUAUCAAGAUUUUGAUCUAGGACCCAUCACAUCGGUCUCAUUUGCAUACAAUACAGAUUUCCAAGCAGUAGCCAAAGAAGGAACAAACUACCCACCAGAUGCCACCAUUGAGGCCAAAAAGUUUGUCAUCAAGGAUUUUGUUGUCGGUAGUAGCAUUGCAAUAGUUGGAAGUAUUACUGCUGAUGGCACCAAGGUCAAGGUGAUACAUAGAGAACAUGAUGCAGCAAUCCAUGCCCUGACAGCUCAUCCCAGACAACCCUACAUUGUGAUCGGAAGUUACUCAGGUCUUCUGAAAAUCUGGGAUUACGAAAAGAAACAAGUCAUGGUCACCAGAACUUUUGAAAGGGGAAAUCUGAUUCGUUGCUGCUCUUAUGACCCAAAAGGAGCUUAUAUUGCUGUUGGUUUUGUGAACGGUUCAGUGAGGAUAUUGGAUUCAAUCACAUUGAGUGAUGAGAUUGCCGAACCUUUCAGAUAUGCUCGAGACGCUAUCACCCACAUUGCCUUCUCCCAUGAUUCCAAGUUCCUUGCUACUGCUGAUGCCGAGUUCACGAUGACAUUAUACAGACGACAAAGAGGUGAUGGCGAUCCUUACAUGUACCUUGGCCGUUACCGUGCCCACUACAAGCCUAUCAAAGACAUCAUGUUUGGAGUUCAUCUCGAUACUGAUCAGCCUCGCCUUCUCUCCCUCGGCAUGGAUAGAGUUCUGGUUGAGUAUGACCUUGAAAACAGUGAACAGGACAACAUUAGGAUAUCUAGCACCGAUAGGAUAGAACAGAGUGCUGUUCCACAAUGUAUGGCCUGGUAUCCACCAAUCACAAAGGAGCAUUUCAUAGUCACAGCCAAUGACCAGUUUAAAUUCAAGCUCUACAACGCCACAACCAAAAUGUGCAGGAAGACGUUACUAGGUCCAACCUAUGGCAGUCCAAUCCAAAAACUGAGCGUACUGCCGACCAAAGAUCCGGCGAGAGACAAGCGUUACGUAGUGUACAUCACUAAGUACAAGGUUGGACUACACAUCCUACCAUUAGAUGGCAACCCACACAACGCCAUGGCUCUUAUAGCUCACCCUGCAGAGGUAGCAAAUAUGGCCUGCAGUCAUGAUGGAAAAUACAUCUUCACAACUGGAGGAACGGACUCAACUGUUCACAUGUGGGAAAUCAACCUCAAAGCAUUAGAAGCACAGUCAAACCUUGGAGGUGAAGACCUUGUACCAUUCUAUGGACUACUAGAGGGUGGAAGAGAGGGAGAACUGUUUGCCGAGCUCGAAGACUAUUUCUACUAUGCACAGAUCAGAAAUAAAGGCGUAAAUGACAUGGGAAGAAGGGAGAUUACUACAAAGAUCCCACUCUCUGAAGUUCCAUUUGUCAUGAGAGCCAUGGGUUUCUAUCCCUCAGAACAAGAGAUUGAGGACAUGCUGAACGAGGUGAAAUUUAGUCGAUAUGUCGAGACUGGACAAUAUGUUGACUCCAUAGAUCUGGGAGAAUUUAUCAAAUUGUACACAAAUCAUCGUCCAGCAUUUGGUCUUGAUCCAGAGAAGUUGAUUGAAGCAUUUGACAUCCUUGGAGUAGCUACACAUAAAGGCAGUGCCAUUGAAAGGGGUGAUCUUCUCGACUAUUUACAAACUAAAGGUGAACAUAUGACAGAGUAUGAGCUGGCAGAGUACUUGACAACAUUGCUCGGUUUUAAUGCUGAAGGCGGCAGCAGUGAGCUUCAGGAGUUUGAUUCGACACAGGCUGGUGAUGUCAUCGAUCAGAAUCUUCCGCAUCAGAUCAAUGCAGACAUGUUCUCAAAGGAAGUGCUAGGAUUUUCUAUGUACAAUGAGACACCACAGAGCGAAAUGUAACAGGAUCUCUGAUUGGUGUAUGCAGAAAGGUUUAAUAAGGACAUCCCUAGUAACAGGAUCUCUGAUUGGUGUAUGCAGAAAGAUUUAAUAAGGACAUCCGAGUGAGAAAUGUUACAGGAUCUCUGAUUGAUGUAUGCAUAAACAUUCAACAAGUUCAUCCUACAGAGAAAUGAGAAAUCAUCUCUUUUAAUGUAUGCAGAAAGAAUCAAUAACCACAUCCAAGAGAGAAAUUUUAAGACCUCUGAUUGGUGCAUUAAUCUGUGUGAAAUAUCACAUCCAAGAAUGAAAUAUAAUAAUAACUCUGAUUGGUGUAUUCCAGUUAGCAAGCACAUCUGACUGUGAAAUGUAACAAAAUAUUUGAUUGGUGAAUGCAAAAGUUGUUAUAAACAAGCAAAUCCAAGAUUGACAUGUUACAAGAAAUUGAAUCCUUUUCAAGAAGAAAAUGAAACAAAAACUUUUGUAUAAAUUUUCCAAUGUUGAAUUGAUAGUUUACAAUUUAAUACAGAAUUAACUGAAAGAAAGUGGACAUUUGCAAAAUGAUGUUUCAUCAUUUUUCUCGGAAUUUAGACAAGUUUCAAAAUAGU